This is a messenger RNA of Vigna angularis (adzuki bean), 797 nucleotides long. RefSeq lists its product as uncharacterized. Lineage: Eukaryota; Viridiplantae; Streptophyta; Magnoliopsida; Fabales; Fabaceae. Gene Ontology annotation, molecular function: RNA binding. Bases 143 to 526 code for a protein of 127 amino acids. Gene Ontology annotation, cellular component: nucleus. The transcript is spliced from 5 exons. The record is from RefSeq and is a predicted model, not a curated record.
GAAUCGGUCGUAAAAGAAUGAGGACCAUGGAGAUUUUGGCAUCUGAAAAGAGGAAGAAACUAAUUGUGCAGUUGGAGGGCUAUAUAAGACAGAGUCAUACUCAUUCUGCUACUUUACCGUUUUACUCUAACUCAAAAUUGCAAUGGCGACCGUAGCCGCUGCUGCUACUCUUCCAGACGAAACCCCCAAGAAGAACCGUAUUCAGGUUUCCAAUACCAAGAAACCUCUUUUCUUUUACGUCAAUCUCGCCAAGAGGUACAUACAACAGCACAAUGAGGUCGAGCUUUCUGCUCUUGGAAUGGCUAUAGCUACCGUUGUCACAAUUGCGGAGAUUUUGAAGAACAAUGGGCUUGCCACUGAGAAGAAAGUUCUGACAUCUACAGUUGGCAUGAAAGAUGAGAACAAAGGUCGUCUGGUGCAGAAGGCAAAGAUUGAAAUUGUGCUGGGGAAAUCUGAGAAGUUUGACAAUCUGAUGAGUUCUACCAAAACUGAACCAGAAGCAGCAGCUGCUGAGGACAAAAAGUGACAGAUAUAAGACAGUCCGGUUAAUGUGACACUACUGUAGUUAACAUUCUGAGUCUUUUGUACUGCUUGCAUUCAUAGACGUAAAUAGGGGAGUUGAAAAGGGUCGUAAAAUUACAAUGAUAAGGCAGCAAUGUGUGGUCAAAGUUGUAGAGCACAUAUUUUCAUUAUCAAUUUAGAUUGUAUUUCUUCACUGCACAUAUACGAUUGUGAUGGUGAGCACUUUACUGGUCACUCUUGAGCUCUGCUUUUCAGUUCAUUCAACCUGUUUUCAU